Messenger RNA from Syngnathus typhle (broad-nosed pipefish), 1142 nucleotides. Its product is annotated as troponin I, slow skeletal muscle-like. NCBI's taxonomy places the organism in Eukaryota, Metazoa, Chordata, Actinopteri, Syngnathiformes, Syngnathidae. Gene Ontology annotation, biological process: muscle contraction. Gene Ontology annotation, cellular component: troponin complex. The transcript is spliced from 5 exons. The record is from RefSeq and is a predicted model, not a curated record. Bases 209 to 685 code for a protein of 158 amino acids.
CCUGUCAAAACCAACAUAAUAAAAAUAUAUCAUUUAAAAUUGGGAAACAAAGACCAACUAUUUUUGCAGAUUUUAUAACAUGCUACACACUAAUCUAUCAUAAACUCAUACAUAAACCUUUCUGUCCCCAAAAUUUGAAUAUAUGCACGGUUUUCUUUUCUAGAGACCCAAAAUAUCUGCAUCUCGCAGACUGUUUUUGAAGACCAAAAUGCUAAAGAAGGCCAUGGUGUUGCUGGAGAAUGACAAGCAAGUAAGACAAGAGGAACGGGAAAGAAUUCUGUCUGAGAAAGUUCCAGAACUUCAGAUGUCCAGCCUGUCUACACAGGAACUGCAAGGUCUUUGCAAAGAGCUUCACCAGAAGAUCGACACUAUCGAUGAGGAUCGUUAUGACAUUGCUUUAAAGGUGGCCAAAAAUGAUAUAGAGUUGCGGGACCUGUCUCAGAAGAUCUAUGAGUUGAAGGGGAAGAUGAAAAGGCCGACCCUGAAACGGGUGAGGGUGUCUGCAGACGCCAUGUUGGGAGCGCUGCUGGGCGCCAAAGUCAAAGAGUCGGUGGACUUCAAGGCUAACCUCAAGACUGUGAAGAAAGAGGAGGAGAAGAAAGAGGAAGUGACGGACUGGCGCAAGAACGUGGACGCCAUGUCGGGUAUGGAGGGCAGAAUGAAGCUGUUCAAUGCUGGCCAGUAGACAUUGGGCCUGUCGUCUUGGCGAAGGCAUUUGGGACUCGACCAUGCGGAUGAAGCCGAUGGCUCGACCGACUGUCACUCAUUUUUUGAAGAACACGCUUAGUGAUCUGUGGAGGAAACAUCAUGAGCUUGUGUUAUUUAAGUUUGAAUUGUAAGAAUAGUUAAAAAUUCUAUUACUGACAUCAAUGUAAAUAUUAGGGGACAUUCAAAUUACUGAGAGAACUGUAGUGGGCUAAUACUAUUUUUUGUCAUUUAAGUGCAGAAAUGAAAUGAAAAAACAACAACAUAUUUUUCAGAUAAAUACAAAGUUUACUUCCUAUUUUGACAUAAAUAUUUCAGUCAUCAUCCCCAAUGUGUGAAAUAAGUUGUGAGCUCAUAUUAAUGAAAGAAUUAGUAUAAGUAUAGAUACGUAUGUUUUCAAAUGUAUGAAGUAAUAUAAAAUAAACAUCAAAAGCAAA